This is a messenger RNA of Didymodactylos carnosus, 634 nucleotides long. Lineage: Eukaryota; Metazoa; Rotifera; Eurotatoria; Philodinida; Philodinidae. The record is from the annotation of a GenBank genome assembly.
AUGCCAACUUCGCCUAAUCGUGAACAAUCCGAUAUGUCGGCUCGCAAUAUACAAUUUGAAAAAUUACUAAAUAAUGAUCAAGAGGUUGGAGAAACAACCAUUGUUCAAGUUGUAGUUGAAAAUGAAAAAUUAGCCAGAAUUGAAAAACGUACACGAUUGGCACAUAAAGGAAGACUACUAACAAAACCUUGGCAAACUGCAGCAGUUAUAGUAACAGUAUUAGCGAUAUUUGUUGGCUUCAUAGGUGGACUAGCAUAUUGGAUAACAUUGCCAAAAGUAAUAACACAACCAUACUUGUUAUACGGUGUAACGUGUUAUAUGAAUUCACGUAGUUGUGAUGCAACACGUAACUUGUAUUGUCCAGCUGGUACUUGUAUUUGUACGCAAAAUUAUCAGUGGAAUUCAGCAACACAAAAUUGUAGCUGUGGUACUUAUACACAGUGGACUGGUUUUACUUGUACGAGCUAUGGCUCUUAUGGUUAUCCAUGUAAUAUUGUUUCUUGUCUACCAACGUUAAAAUGCCAAACUCUUCCUACCCAGACCUAUACAACUGCUCAGCUUACUUGUUCAUGUGAUAAUACGACAUAUUUAAAUACAGCUGGACAAUGCGUAACAAAAUUAGGUUAUAAUUUUA